AGAGACCAGGAGCCACACAUGGACCAUAUCGACAGAGACCAGGAGUCACACCUGGAUCAUGUUUGCACAGACCAGGAGCCACACAUGGACCAUGUCGACAGAGACCAGGAGCCACACCUGGACCAUGUUUACACAGACCAGGAGCCACACAUGGACCAUGUCGACAGAGACCAGGAGUCACACCUGGAUCAUGUUUACACAGACCAGGAGCCACACAUGGACCAUAUUUACACAGACCAGGAGCCACACCUGGACCGUGUUUACACAGACCAGGAGCCACACAUGGACCAUGUUUACACAGACCAGGAGUCACACCUGGACCAUAUUUACACAGGCCAGGAGCCACACCUGGACCGUGUUUACACAGACCAGGAGUCACACCUGGACCAUAUUUACACAGACCAGGAGCCACACCUGGACCAUGUUUACACAGACCAGGAGCCACACCUGGACCAUGUCGACAGAGACCAGGAGCCACACCUGGACCAUGUCGACAGAGACCAGGAGCCACACCUGGACCAUGUCGACAGAGACCAGGAGCCACACCUGGACCAUGUCGACAGAGACCAGGAGCCACACCUGGACCAUGUCGACAGAGACCAGGAGCCACACCUGGACCAUGUCGACAGAGACCAGGAGCCACACCUGGAUGAUGCUGAUCUGAAGGUGAGCUCAGGAUGUGGUUCUGGUCUCUGCUCAGCAGCAGAUCUAACAGCUUCCUGGUUUACCUGGGCCAACAGGUGCAAACACACAAGAACAUCGUGCUACCUUUGGUCACGCCCACCACUGAAGCCUGUUUAUUCUGGCCCCGCCCCCUGCAGCAGCUCUGUUUCUGUGUGAGUGAAGAAAGGGGAGGAGCCAUGUAGGCACCAAGUCGCAACAAACACCAACACCGGCAGUUUGACAGCAGCCGUAACCAUGGAGACCAUCUGCAGUUCCCAUGGUUACCAGAGACAAACACAUUGGCAACAUAAACCCCACCCCCCUGUUCCUCUGUCAACAAACAGGAAGCUUGAGAGGUGAGGGGGGAGGAGCUUCAGUGAAAUGUGGAGGUGGGGGGAGCAGUGAUGGAUGUUAUUGGUCCUUUUUCUCAGAGUCUGAUGAGUCUUCUUUAGACUCCGCCUCCUCAGAAGACUCUUCAUACCUGC
Messenger RNA from Austrofundulus limnaeus, 1148 nucleotides. RefSeq lists its product as uncharacterized. The transcript has 2 exons. The record is from RefSeq and is a predicted model, not a curated record. Lineage: Eukaryota; Metazoa; Chordata; Actinopteri; Cyprinodontiformes; Rivulidae. The coding region runs from base 19 to 840 and encodes 273 amino acids.